Molecule: messenger RNA, 1121 nt
Organism: Nanorana parkeri
Lineage: Eukaryota; Metazoa; Chordata; Amphibia; Anura; Dicroglossidae
Gene: AGA
Product: aspartylglucosaminidase
Exons: 9
Coding region: 50-1087 (345 amino acids)
Biological process (GO): protein deglycosylation
Cellular component (GO): lysosome
Molecular function (GO): N4-(beta-N-acetylglucosaminyl)-L-asparaginase activity
Source: RefSeq, a predicted model, not a curated record
GCCCUCCCCCCGGCAGUGUGCGCACUCUAUUUCCGCCACUGUUCUGGCAAUGGAGGCUGCCGGCUCCCCGGUGCUGUACGUGCUGGCGGCACAGCUGUAUGCGGUGUACUCGCAGCCCACACUGCCUCUGGUCAUCAACACUUGGCCCUUCCGGAGCGCCACACAAGCAGCAUGGAACGUUCUUGCUGCUGGGAGAUCUGCUUUAGAUGCAGUAGAAAGAGGCUGCACCCAGUGUGAAAUUGAUCAGUGUGAUGGCUCUGUAGGGUAUGGUGGAAGUCCUGAUGAAUCCGGAGAGACUACACUGGAUGCUAUGAUUAUGGAUGGUAGCACUAUGAAAGCUGGUGCUGUUGCCAAUCUUAGGAGAAUAAAGAAUGCCAUUGGUGUGGCCAGAGCUGUGAUGGAGCACACAAAGCACACAUUUUUAGUGGGGGAAUCAGCAUCCUUGUUUGCUGAGAGUAUGGGCUUUGUAUGUGAAGACUUAACAACCAACAGAUCACUCUCCAUUUAUUCAAAGUGGCUUGAACAGCACUGCCAACCCAACUUCCGUACGAAUGUGACUCCAGACCCAGAAAAAUCUUGUGGUCCUUAUAAGCCUUUGAAAGAAUUAAAAAAUGGCAAACCACCUUCUCUUCAGAAAGCAGUAGAUGUGCACAGUCAUGAUACUAUUGGAAUGAUUGGUGUGGAUAAAAAUGGAAACGUGGCAACUGGAACAUCAACCAAUGGAGCAUCUCACAAAAUUCCUGGCCGUGUGGGAGACUCACCAGUCAUUGGAGCUGGAGCCUAUGCAGACAGCUCAGUUGGAGGAGCAGCUGCUACAGGAGAUGGCGAUACCAUGAUGAGAUUUUUACCAAGUUACCAAGCUGUGGAGAACAUGAGAAUGGGAGCUGAUCCCACCUCUGCGUGUCAGAAAGCGAUUGCUAGGAUACAGAAACAUGUCCCAGUGUUUUUUGGAGCCAUUGUAUGUGCCAACAAGACAGGAAGCUAUGGUGCUGCGUGCGGUAAGGCUCCAGGAUUCUCUCAAUUUCAUUACACAGUUUUUAAACCUGGCCGUUCACAACCACUAGAUGAGGUAGUGGAUUGUCUAUAGAAGCUGGGACAUGUGCCAGGUGUUUACAACAGAA